CCAUGGAUGCGGAAGGUUUAAAAGAGAGGUUUUACGAGAUGUUUUCAUUAUAAUGUUGGAAAUCUCUACUAAACACAACAUUCAAACAAACCCUUCAGCGUAAAAUAACAGUCCAGGAGAGUUUACCAAUGUAAGAUAGAAAUCAGAUGUUUGUUUCCAUACAUUUUCUACCAGAACGAUGGUCUGAUAACCUGUCCUUGUGUAGAUACCAUUUUAGGUGCAAUAUUUCUUUCGACACAAGGAUAGCGUAAAAUAGUGGCUGAUAUUUUAUAUAUUCUUUUUCGUGUAAUGCCUGAGAAAAACACGUGGAAUAGGCGACCAUGGACCCUUCCCCACGUCCGGACGCAACCAAAGGUCCAUGUGCCAAAAGUGGACACUUACUUUAAAGAGAUAUCAGAGUGCCAGAAACAGUAUUCAAAGCUUCGCCUGACCCCCGAGGUUUCUAAACACUCCUCCUCCACGCUCCCCUUUCUCUUUCCGCGGUCCCAUACUACCUCAAAAAUUGAACUUAAACCCUCCUAUGCCAGAUCACCUCCAGCAACUCUGUCCCGCCAUACUACGAAACUGUCAUGGCAGUUGAAAAUGUCUGACAGUAGACCAAAUGAUUCUUUAGACUCGGAUAAUCUUCAACUGUCUGAACAUGCUGAAUCAGUGGACGAGGAAUCAGAUGAAAUGAAUCCUAUCAAAUUGUCAGAACAUUUACGUGAUUCUGGAUUCGGCGAUCCAAUAAUGUUAACGUGGUCAGCGAAAGAACAUCUAUCCAAAUUCAACCUUCCUAAAGGACGAAGAGCGAGAAAGCUUCCCUCUAACCCAUCACAAAGAGAAAAAAUAAAGGGAAGGGCUCGUUUAGACUAUGAAAUGGCAAAUAUGAGAGCCGUUGCCUUUUGUGAAAGACAAGCACCAAAGGUGUUUAGGACGGCUUCGGCAAAUAUGCGUAACAGGGAUGUCCAGUUUGUAGAACAGGAAGUGAAAGAAAAUAUACAGCGUGAAAUAGAGCUGGACGAAGAUGAUAAUGAUAGUAUUAUAGUGAUGAAAAUAGACCGCGAGGAACUGUUCCAGCGGGUCAAUACGUGGAUAGAGGAUGUGACGAAAUCACUGGCCAGCUAGGGAGGAAGUGACGUAGAAGAAACGAGUUUUACUGCUAUUCUAGUCAAUUGGAAGGCAUAAUUUUUAAAUUGACUGUGAUUAUUAUAUAGUAUGGCAUUACUGAUUGAAAGGGAUGGUGCUUUUCCUGUUAAUAUAACUGUACAAUAGGUACUCAUAUUCGAUAUCCAGCAAUAAUGCAUAUGACUACACUUAUCAAAUAUUGUUUACAAGCAUAAUUUAUUCUGACAUAAAACCUCUUCAUUGUAUAAUUAACUUAUAUU
Molecule: messenger RNA, 1367 nt
Organism: Saccostrea echinata
Lineage: Eukaryota; Metazoa; Mollusca; Bivalvia; Ostreida; Ostreidae
Exons: 3
Coding region: 289-1107 (272 amino acids)
Source: RefSeq, a predicted model, not a curated record